AUGAAAGUUGAAAAGGAUCCAGAUUCCACAUAUGACAUGAUUGGCGGUCUUAACCAGCAAAUUAAAGAGAUAAAGGAGCCUGUGUGCACAGAAUCUGGGAUGUUUGCUCUGUGGGAGAGGAGGGUUGAUGUAACACAAGAAGAUUUUGAGAUGGUAGUGGCAAAGGUUCAUCUUGAACGGAAAUAUGUUGUUGACAUUGAUAAAAAUAUCGAUAUCACCAACAUAACUCCAUCAACAAGAGUUGCUCUCCGUAAUGACAGUUAUGUGCUUCAUUUAAUCUUGCAAAGCAAAGUUGAUCCAUUGGUCAACCUCAUGAAAGUUGAAAAGGUUCCAGAUUCCACAUAUGACAUGAUUGGCGGUCUUGACCAGCAAAUUAAAGAGAUAAAGGAGGUUUGCCUCGUGUACCCUUUUACUUUCUGCAUUUAAACUGGUA
Messenger RNA from Quercus lobata, 433 nucleotides. Its product is annotated as 26S proteasome regulatory subunit 8 homolog A-like. The transcript has 3 exons. The record is from RefSeq and is a predicted model, not a curated record. NCBI's taxonomy places the organism in Eukaryota, Viridiplantae, Streptophyta, Magnoliopsida, Fagales, Fagaceae. Bases 1 to 426 code for a protein of 141 amino acids.